AUGCUAUCUAGUCGAAGGACAAUGGGCACUUCGAAGUCUCUGGACUCGCGACCUCGCUUCUUUUCUUCAUCUUCCGAUUCUUCCAACAGAACUGAGAGUCGCUUGGGCACUUGGCUCAUUCGUUUGGGAUGGGGACUGCUCGGAUUGGUCGCCGUGGAUCAAGUGUUGCAAUACAAGCAAGAGCAAGAAUCCAAGGAACGAAUGAAAAUGUUGGUAGAUAUGCAACAAGAAGCAAACGAGAUGAACCAGCCAGAAUGGGACAAUAGUCUUCCAACCCUAUUUCAAUGCAAGAUUGCUCACGUCGAACCAUCGUUGGAUGGGACCAAAAUGCUGGCCAACAUUCGUAUAGGCGAUGUAGUUGAGAUUGUCGAAGCUAAAGUUGGUCCGAACGAAGCCUAUCAUUUGUGUCGUCGACCAGCACAGGGGCGGAGGCCAGAAUCUAUGGGAUGGUACCCAGUUGAAUUCAUGGAGGAUUUGUAA
Molecule: messenger RNA, 480 nt
Organism: Cylindrotheca closterium
Lineage: Eukaryota; Bacillariophyta; Bacillariophyceae; Bacillariales; Bacillariaceae
Source: the annotation of a GenBank genome assembly